This is a messenger RNA of Gilbertella persicaria, 2055 nucleotides long. RefSeq names its product cleft lip and palate transmembrane protein 1-domain-containing protein. The transcript has 6 exons. The record is from RefSeq and is a predicted model, not a curated record. The coding region runs from base 32 to 2032 and encodes 666 amino acids. NCBI's taxonomy places the organism in Eukaryota, Fungi, Mucoromycota, Mucoromycetes, Mucorales, Choanephoraceae. Gene Ontology annotation, cellular component: endomembrane system; membrane.
AAAAAUUGAUUUUCCUUUUUAUUUCUAUCUCAUGGCAGAAAAUACAAAAGAAGGACCAGCAGUAGCUAACACUGCUGCUACUCCUAAGCCAGAAGAACAAGGCUUCUUCAAGAAAUAUGGUGGACAGAUUGUUCAGAUGAUCUUCUUUUGGUUGAUUAUGAAAACUGUGACUGGAGGAUUUAACAAGUCCACUCCUGAAGUGAACACACAUGUGCCUAGUUCACCUGGUGCUACGACUAGCACGACAGCGAACCAACCCGCCUUUACUCCCGGAGCAGUUACUCUUCGCGACUAUGCUGUCGGUGUUCCUAAUGAUGUAUUUUACUUUCCUAAUCCUUCUGUGCCUAUCUCUAGUCUACCUGAUGCCUUGGUUCCUCUCUGGCAACCUGCCACACCCAUGGAAGUGUCUGUUUAUGUCAGUGAAGAUGAAUAUUUUACAGAUUAUCAUAGACAACCUGAUUGGAAGACAAACGACAUUUAUUAUCAAGAGUCUUUUGAAGCCAGAGAACAUCGUAUUGAAAUACCUGCUACCAAGACAAUUCAACACAAUGGUACUGUGUAUGCUCAUAUCUUUAUUACACAAAAUGAGAUGCCUAUUGAUCCAAACGAUAAAACUUUUCAUCCUAAUGCAGUUGUAUAUUAUCGACAUGUUCUGACAAAGUUUUAUCCUCAAAAGGCCAUUGUUAAACAAAAAAACCUGUUGAAGAAAGGCGAAGAAGAAGAAGAGGAGGAACAAGUACAAAAGAAGGAAGAAAAGCAACCAGUAGAAGAAGUGGAGGCUGGUUCUGCUGCUAGUAUUGUUGAUUUGGGUGCUGGCAUUUUAGGCGACUUGACCCGUCGUGGCCCUAUGGUUGCUCAUUGGCAAGAGAAUGUAACGCUUGCAUUGAUUACAGACAAGAAGUCAGUGCUUCCCAAGAAUGGUUUACAACCUCCUGUCAUCAAAUAUGUUCAAUUCGAUCAUGCUCUUGCUCGUACACCUAAUGGAAAGCAAGGCUUCUAUCGACCCAUCUUGUUCCCUAAUGAUUUCUGGGCUUUACAACAAAAUGCUUUUCCUGUGAAUGACACUGUAAAUUCACUUCCUCUACUUAUUCGCCUUGAACCCAUUUCGAUGUGGAAGUUCAAUAUCUACGCUACUUUGGAUGAAUCCAUGAAACAACAGGCCAAUAGUCCAAUGGGUGGUAUGACUUCAAGUGAUUUAGAUGAAGUCAAACGUAUGUUUAUGGAAACCAAUCCUGUCUUGUUGGGCACAACUAUUCUUGUCAGUCUUCUCCAUUCCCUCUUUGAAAUGUUGGCUUUCAAGAACGACAUCCAAUUCUGGAAAAAGAAAGAAAACAGUACGGGUAUCUCUGUUCGUACGUUGAUUGUCAACAUCUUUUUCCAAAUUGUUAUCUUUUUAUACUUGCUCGAUAAUAACCAAGAAACGUCUUAUAUGGUCUUGAUCAGUCAAGGGUUUGGUCUGUUGAUUGAGUUAUGGAAAGUGUUUAAGGCUCUCAAGUAUGAAUUGGUUUGGGUGCCUGGCUCUUUGUUGCCCAAGUUAGGUCACCAAGAAACUCAACAGACAGAAGAAGAAGACGAGACUGCUAAAUACGAUGCUAUUGCCUUCAAGUACUUGACUUGGGCUUCUUAUCCCUUGUUGGGUGGUUAUGCUAUUUAUUCACUUUACUAUGAAGAACACAAGAGCUGGUAUUCUUAUGUCCUCAAGACACUUGUUGAGUUUGUCUACAUGUUUGGCUUCAUUACCAUGUUGCCCCAAUUGUAUAUCAACUAUAGACUCAAGAGUGUUGCUCAUAUGCCUUGGAAGACAUUGAUGUACAAGUCACUCAAUACAUUCAUUGAUGAUUUGUUUGCUUUUGUCAUUAAGAUGCCUACAUUACAUCGUCUUGCUUGUCUUCGUGAUGAUUUUGUGUUCUUUGUAUAUCUUUACCAAAGACAUGCUUAUAAAGUGGAUCACACAAGAGCCAAUGAAUAUGGUCAAGUAGGUGAAUCUGCUGCUGCUGAAGAAGAAAAGAAAGAAUCAAAAAAAGAUAAAUAAUAGGUGCUGUGUACAAUAAAACA